Mesocricetus auratus (golden hamster) is the source of this 6841-nucleotide messenger RNA. It is a transcript of the gene Apbb2, whose product is annotated as amyloid beta precursor protein binding family B member 2. Gene Ontology annotation, biological process: regulation of DNA-templated transcription. Gene Ontology annotation, molecular function: amyloid-beta binding; transcription factor binding. The record is from RefSeq and is a predicted model, not a curated record. Lineage: Eukaryota; Metazoa; Chordata; Mammalia; Rodentia; Cricetidae. The transcript has 19 exons. Gene Ontology annotation, cellular component: nucleus; cytoplasm. The coding region runs from base 797 to 3082 and encodes 761 amino acids.
UGGGUGUUACUUGAGCGCACGGAGCAGCAUUUUUGAUGGAGCUUUUAAUUCGGGGUGAAAUUUCUGGAAACUCAUCCUCUACCGUCUUAAUCACUCCAAAGUUCGAGGGUCUCUGAAGCGUUGAGAAAAAGCACAAAAUCAACAGGCAUUUGUUAUCCUUCACAUGAUGAAAUGGCAAAGAGGAGUUUAUACAGCAACAGAGAACGGUACAACAUGGAACCGGAUGGAUGGCACGCUAUGGAAACAUUCGACACAUGGUGGAGUUAAAAUGUGAGCAGCUGACUUGCAUGGUCGAUUCAGGAAGGCAUUGGCCUGUGAAGGAAAAAUGACUAUAAAAAUGCACAAGGCGAAGUUGAUGAGAGUGGGCCUGGGCAAAACAGGGAGUGCAUUCCAGGCUCCAGGAAAGGCAUGCUGACGAGUGAAAGCGCAUGACCUGUUUGACAAAGAAUGAUCGAGAAUUGGCAAAGCAUCAUGGGUUGGAGCAUCUCUGGGGGAGCUUCUGUGCUCUCUAGCCAAGCAUGCUGUGGUUGGAUCUGCCCAGCCCUGGAAUAGAAACCUUUGCCGGAUGGAAAAUCCAUAAAAGAAAGCCCCUGUGAAAAGCAGAUUCUGACGCUGACCUAAGUGCACCCAGCUAGCCAUCUCACUGUUUCCAGAGUCCUUGGGAGUUCCGGAGUCCCUUGCUAACACACUGACUGUCGCUAUGGGCAGAAGGUACCCAGAGGCUCACGGACGUCCAAGCAGCUCAUAUCGCAAAUUAUAACCUGUUUCCUGCACCUUUGCUGACACCCAGAGAUCCAUGUCAGAAGUACUUCCAGCUGACUCAGGUGUUGACACCUUGGCAGUGUUUAUGGCCAGCAGUGGAACCACAGACGUUGCAAAUCGGAACAGCCCAGCCACACCACCGAAUACCCUUAAUCUCCGUUCCUCCCACAAUGAACUGUUAAAUGCUGAAAUCAAACACUCAGAUGCCAAGAACAGCACACCCCCCAAAUGCAGGAAAAAAUAUGCACUGACUAACAUCCAGGCGGCUAUGGGUCUGUCAGAUCCAGCCGUGCAGCCUCUGCUGGGAAAUGGCUCUGCCAAUAUCAAGCUGGUGAAAAAUGGGGAGAACCAACUCCGCAAAGCCGCAGAACAGGGGCAGCAGGACCCCAACAAAAACAUCAGCCCCACAGCAGUCAUCAGCAUAACUUCUGAGAAGCUGGAGGUUAAAGAUCUCCACCCACCGGAGUCCUCAGGCUGUGAGAUUUUGCCCUCCCAGCCCAGGAGAACUAAGAGCUUCCUCAAUUACUAUGCAGACCUGGAAACCUCAGCUAGAGAGCUGAGGCAGAAUCUGGACCCCUGCCAAGGGGUUGGGGAGGAGAAAGGCCAGCCAGGCCCUGGCCAGGCCCCUGUAGUCAUCGGGAAUGGCGACUUGCUGCUGCAGAAACCAAACAGACCCCAGUCCAGCCCAGAGGAUGGCCAGGUAGCCACCGUGUCAUCCAGCCCAGAGACCAAGAAGGACCACCCUAAAACAGGGGCCAAAACUGACUGUGCGCUCCACCGGAUCCAGAACCUGGCACCAAGUGACGAGGAAUCCAGCUGGACAACACUGUCCCAAGACAGUGCCUCCCCUAGCUCCCCAGAUGAAACAGCAGAUAUCUGGAGUGACCACUCAUUUCAGACGGAUCCGGACUUGCCGCCUGGCUGGAAAAGAAUCAAUGACAUUGCUGGGACCUAUUACUGGCACAUCCCAACAGGAACGACUCAGUGGGAACGGCCUGUCUCCAUCCCAGUGGAUCUCCAGGGCUCUAGGAAAGGGUCACUUAGCUCUGUAACGUCAUCUCCUACCCCAGAGAAUGAGAAACAGCCAUGGAGUGAUUUUGCUGUUCUGAAUGGGGGAAAGAUUAAUAGUGACAUUUGGAAGGAUUUGCACGCAGCCACAGUUAACCCAGACCCCAGUUUAAAAGAGUUUGAAGGAGCAACGCUACGCUAUGCAUCCUUGAAACUCAGAAACGCCCCUCAUGCUGAUGAUGAUGAUUCUUGUAGUGUCAACAGUGACCCCGAAGCCAAGUGUUUUGCUGUGCGUUCUCUGGGCUGGGUAGAGAUGGCAGAGGAGGAUCUUGCCCCUGGGAAGAGCAGUGUCGCUGUCAACAACUGCAUCCGGCAGCUUUCCUACUGCAAAAAUGACAUCCGAGACACAGUUGGCAUUUGGGGAGAGGGCAAAGACAUGUAUCUGAUUUUGGAAAAUGACAUGCUCAGCCUGGUGGACCCCAUGGACCACUCCGUGCUACAUUCCCAGCCCAUCGUGAGCAUCCGAGUGUGGGGUGUGGGCCGAGACAAUGGCCGAGAGAGGGAUUUUGCUUAUGUAGCAAGAGACAAGGACACGAGGAUUCUGAAAUGUCAUGUGUUUCGAUGUGACACACCAGCAAAAGCCAUCGCCACGAGUCUCCACGAAAUCUGUUCCAAGAUUAUGGCUGAACGGAAGAAUGCCAAAGCCCUGGCCUGCAGCUCAUUACAGGAGAGGACCAACGUGAGCCUCGACGUCCCUUUGCAAGUAGAUUUUCCAACACCAAAGACGGAGCUGGUACAGAAGUUCCUCGUGCAGUACCUGGGCAUGUUACCUGUAGACAGACCUGUCGGCAUGGACACCCUGAACAGUGCCAUAGAAAACCUUAUGACCUCAUCUAGUCAGGAGGAUUGGCCUUCUGUGAACAUGAACGUGGCAGAUGCCACUGUGACAGUCAUCAGUGAAAAGAGCGAAGAGGAAGUCUUGGUGGAGUGUCGAGUGCGGUUUCUGUCCUUCAUGGGUGUCGGGAAGGACGUCCACACAUUUGCCUUCAUCAUGGACACUGGGAACCAGCGCUUUGAGUGCCACGUGUUCUGGUGUGAGCCUAAUGCCGCCAAUGUGUCAGAAGCUGUCCAGGCCGCCUGCAUGUUGCGGUAUCAGAAGUGCUUGGUAGCCAGGCCACCUUCACAGAAAGUUCGACCUCCACCCCCGCCAGCGGACUCCAUGACUAGAAGAGUCACAACUAAUGUAAAACGAGGGGUCUUAUCUCUCAUUGACACUUUGAAACAGAAACGCCCUGUCACAGAAACGCCCUAGCAUUGAGUCUGGGGGCUCAAGGAUUCUGCCACUUACUCCUGAAGAUCAAACAUCUACACUAAAGAAGCCGACAGCUGGCCUUCCUCCAUUCUGUUGCUGAUGCUCUGUCUCCAGAGAAUUUAUCCCUAACCGAACAUGUUAGACAAGCAUGUGAUCUCGACUUGCCACCAUCGUGUGACAUGAAAAGAAGCAUGAGGUUUUUUGUUUUGUUUUGUUUUGUUUCUGUAAGUUACAUCAUGGGCAGUGGAAGGUCUUUUUUUUUUUUUACUGUAAAUAUUGUGAACAGAACUUCACACGUACUCAGAAGAAUGUGGCCACAGCCUUCCUAGAGAACUAACACUACGUCCCUGGAGUGAACCAUGCCCGAGCUCGUUUUGCUGUCCUCUUGAUUGGCUCUGCCGUACACAACCUCGGGGUCCCGCGGCACGUUGCCCUGUUUUCAGCUUUUAAAGCAUCCAGACCCUGAGGAACAGAUGCCACUGACUUGCUGUAAAAAGAAAGUGACGCGUUUGGGUUUUAGUUUUUCAUAAAAGUGAACCCGUCGGUUGACAAAAUUAGCUGUUGGCAUCAGUACAGACAUCAACCAGUCACUUUCCUCAGCGAGUUCUCUGAUGUAUAGACACCCUUUCAUGUCUACAGCUGUUUGGGGUGCUGGGCAAAGGAAAACUUUAAAAUUGAUAGAAAACAAAAUUUGAGGAAUUCAAAUCAAGAAAAAAAAAGCCUUUCUUUUCAGCUGGUUUUCAAACCGGUUAUUUUAAAAAAGAGAUUAACAGAAUCAUAAUGCAUUUGGGAUGGGACAUAUUUCAAACUUCUGCCUUACGUUGUACAAUGCAGCUAGAGCAUUAAAGAGUACUAUGGCCAUUCUUCACCCACACCUGAAAAUGAAAUAUUCCCACACUUUCCAUCCUUAGUUUGAUAACGAGCUAAUAUGCAAUUUAGAGUUGAGGAAAUGUCAUUUAUCUCUGUCACACACUAUGAUUUUAGAUCUCCACUGUAUGAUUCUUGUAAGUUCACAUCCUGGAGGUAAAUGUAUUCCCAGGAUUCCCUAUCUGCCACAACCUUUCUCUAUGCUUUUUGUCCAGAAAGCUGUCUAGCCAUCAUAUAUUGUCCAUGGCAACAAAUUUAAGUUGUAUUUUUCCUGAAUUUAUGUAUUUAAUGUUAGAAAUUGGUAAGAUUUGACUAGCUAUGUUUUAAGAUUUCUAUUUUUUUCCAUUUUGCUUUCAAGAUUUUUUUUCUUAUCAGAGCAAAAUCUACACAGAAAUAAUGGGUUGUUUGAUAGUGUCCCCCAAAUAUCAUUUUAUGUAGCCAAGAAACCUAACUAUAAAGAUACACAAAUUUAGACUCUUACUACAUUAUUAUUUUAGGAAGUUGCAAAGGAGAUCAAUCUUACUCUUAUUUACUUUUAAUGUCAAAAUUGAUAUCUUAUAGAAGCAAUGCUUUAUGUUUAUACACUGUUUUGCAGUUGUCAGAAUGCUUCCCAGGUUUUAUCACAUUUGAGCCUUACAAGGUAGAAAAGGUACUAAACUCACUGAAGAAAUCACAAUACACAGUACCUAGAGGCUAAAUGAGUGGCCUAGGAUUGCGACAAAGUCCUUGAGAGCCAGAAGCAGGGCCCGCAUCCAGAUUUUGCCACAUUACAUGCCUCCUCCACACAGCCAGGAAGACCCUUCACAAAUGACUCUGGGUCCAUGCAAGGAAGAACAGAUACUGAAAAUACUGUCAGGCAACUGCACAAUUCCCAGGUGUGUUAAGGAAAAUGUCCAGUCUGUGUACAGAGUGGCUGUCAUUGUUAAGACAAUUGUCCUUUCUCAGUCCAGGACUGUGUGUCCUCAAAUGUGUUGUAGAGGACAAAUAAAUGUCUGUCCUCAGCAGCCUGUUCCAAGCUGAGAUUUUCUAGAAAUUACAUUGCUUGUGGCCCUCAGCCACCACGGAGCAUGGUGAGGUGAGUGAGAGCCCUCCACCUGUGGGUCCCUCAGAAAACCCGUGGAGUUAGAUGCAGAGAACCUGGGCUGUUCGCUGGCAUCCACACAUGACAAUAAAAGCAAUGCUACUUGUUAACACUCGGUGCCAACUUGCACACUAGCUGAAGUAACCAGUGCCACCUGAGAAAUUUCUGCAUUAAGAAGACUUUACUGUGCCCAGAGGAAAACUGCUCAGAAUCUAGUUAUCCUGGCCUCUCAUUUUAAGCUCCACGGUGAAAUGUUCUAAGGCACUCAGCUUCAAAACUCAAAGUAAUCCAGUUUCUAUAGGAAGUCUCUACCCGGUCCCUGUUCAUUUCUAAGACCUACAUUUGUUUCUUUUCAGGAUCAAGAAUACUGAGCUAGCUUUAAGUAGCAAACUGAUUUAUAUAUGCAAUUUCAGGGUGCAGUAAGAUGAAUAAUAGCCUUUACGUAUGAAGAACUCUUACUGCAGCUGUUUUGUUUUGAAAAUAGCUUUGUGUACUAAAUGCAGGUUGAUUUUGUAAAAUGAAUUAUGUUAAGCAGUAUGUUCAGACAACUUUCUGCCAUGGCCAAAAAGUAUGUAUGAAAGUAUGUUUGCGUUUGUUUGUGAAGGGAUGCCAAUGUUUUACCUGAGAUCGUAGUGAUUCUUCAGUUAUCUAUGCAUUCUUUAUAUCCGUGAUUCGGUAAACAGGCAGCCGUGUUCACUAUGCCUCGUGUGUCUUAUCAUUUUCUUAAUUAACUUGUUAAAUACAGCUUAAAAUAUUUUUAUUUUAUUUAUUCUAUUUUUACUGAAAUAUACUGCAUUGUUGUGUUAAUGUAUUCUCUUUCCUGGGUAAUAAUGUCAGUGUACCCGGGUCUGAGUUAUCUCAGUGAACUACAUUGCCUAAAAGGUGGUUUUGUAAUGAUUUGUAGUCACAUUUCUAUUGGGAUAUGUAGAAGCAAGGGCAAAAUGCUUAAAGUUCCUUUUAUUUUUUAAAAGCAACUAGGUAGAUAUGCUCUGACCACCUUACCUGUGCUCCUCGGCCGCAUCAGCGUGGUAGCCAACAUGCCUAUGGGCUAAGAACUUUUCUCCGUAGACUGAGGCACUGUGCGGUGCUUCAAUUUUAUACCCUUCACGUGUGUACUUCACCAGAGAUGCACAUCUGUCCACGUGCCCUGUGUUUCCUCCUGGAUUCAAGAUCACCCAUAGCUAAUUAGAACCACUGUUUGUCUGUCUGUCUUACUGCAUGAAGGGACAUUAGACCCAUUUCCAUUAAAACAAAUUCUUGGUGAUACAACUGUUGGCACUGCUACUUUUUUUUUUAAAUCCACAUUAGGCAUUUGAAAAAGACACAUAACAGACCACUCACAACAGGGCCACUUACAGCCCCAAAGCUUCCCUUAGCAUAUGGCACACUCACUUUAUGAACAUUGCAACACAAGGUUUCAAAAGCCACUUGGAAAAAUGUCUCCCUGACAUUAGCACAAUUGAAUCAACCCAAAAGCUCUCUAUUGGCCAGGCUUAACCUAACAUCUGAUGUGCUCACUGCCAGUAAGAAAGCAAUUAAACUUGUUUCAGCACACCGGGGGUGUGGCUAAGUGGUAGGGCGCUUGCAUAAUAUGCAGAUCUGAGUUUAAUCCCUGGAACCACGUUGGGGGUGGGGUUGCAUUUCAAGGCAAAGAUCUUGACUUCCACCAUCUGUGAGAGCAUUGCCAGGCCGCCACGUCAGCCACUUCCUCCUGAAAGGACACCUUGUUUUCGUUUUGAUGCCUUUUGCUGUGGACCACGUUUACACAUUUAAAUGUAAAAUGUUGUGAGAAUAAAUGUAGCUGCAUACAA